AUGUCAACCCUUGCACGCACGGAUGAUUCAAGAAAUCAAAUUGCAACCAGUGUAUAUCUAAGCACAAAAUGGCAUGGAUGGAGAAAACCCACGAUACAGCGAUGUACUGACAAAGACAUGUCCAAUUUUAAAACAUGGGUACAUGUACUAAUGGAUCAUGGUGGUCGGGUCGGCUUUAAGAACGUGACUUUGUACUUUCAUCGUAAACAAACCCAACAAGUUUUUAUUGAUGUCUUAGAAGAACCAUCCGUUCUGUCAACAGCAACAGAGAAAAGAAAGUGCAACACUGACAAUGCAACUGUUCCAUACUUUCCUGCAUAUACAUGUAUAGUAGAAAUCCUUUGUAACCGGUCUUCGAAAUUACCGAAUGUAAUAACACCUUCUUACGACCGUCUUUCGACAGAAUCUAAGGCAGUUUGUGAAAUCUGUGGAUGUUUAAUUGAUUUCAGCUUUUGUCAAGUCUGUGUAUACAAUGAAAAUGUCACGCAUAGUAAGGACACAGAGGAGUACAGAAUAAAAUACAACUCUUUACUGUUAGGUAUUGCGAUGUUUCUUAUGUUUAGUUUGUCAACACUGAGAGUAUUGCAGCGUAAAUUUAGGGUCAAGAUCUUGUAA
Magallana angulata is the source of this 615-nucleotide messenger RNA. RefSeq lists its product as uncharacterized. The record is from RefSeq and is a predicted model, not a curated record. NCBI's taxonomy places the organism in Eukaryota, Metazoa, Mollusca, Bivalvia, Ostreida, Ostreidae. The transcript is spliced from 5 exons. The coding region runs from base 1 to 615 and encodes 204 amino acids.